GGAUAGGAUAAGGCCAUAACCAGGACGCCAUUUGUGCGGGAGACGAAGCAAUCAAGUGAAGAGGAGCGUCGCACGAGCCAUGCUCGCCUCGCCGGUGCUAGCCGGCGCCCUCUCGUUCUCGGCGUCCGUGCCCAGCAACCUUCGCAUCCCUUUACCUGCCGCUCCUGCGCCCUCUCCCACUCCGGCGCGGCGCGCGGCGCUGUCCGUCGUCGCCAAGGUCAAGGUGUCCACGCCCCAGGCCGACCGCAUCGCCCGCCAUGUCCGCCUCCGCAAGAAGGUAAGUGGCACAACGGAGAGGCCAAGACUGAGUGUUUUCCGCUCUAACAAGCAUUUGUACGCCCAAGUCAUCGACGAUACAAAGCAAUGCACUUUGGCUUCAGCUUCAACCAUACACAAAUCUCUCUCGAAGGAAUUGGAAUACUCAGCUGGGCCAACAAUUGAAAUAGCACAAAAGAUUGGUGAAGUGAUUGCCAAGUCUUGCCUGGAGAAAGGAAUUACCAAAGUUGUCUUUGACCGAGGUGGUUUCCUCUACCACGGUCGCAUAAAAGCUCUUGCUGAUGCUGCUAGAGAGCAUGGGCUUGAGUUCUGAAUCUUCGAAAUGUUUAUUCAUAUUUCCAGGAUCAAGUGUAAUCCUCUCUCUCUCUCUCUCUCUCUCUCUCUCUCUCUCUCUCUCUCUCUCUCUCUCUCUCUCUCCUGUUUAUGUUGAACAAAGUUCUUUUGUAGUCACUCGCCUUGUUCUGCAGAGUGUAGACAUGGCCACUCUUUGAUUGUGUCAGAUUUUUGUAGCAGUCGUGCA
Messenger RNA from Phragmites australis (common reed), 796 nucleotides. Its product is annotated as large ribosomal subunit protein uL18c-like. NCBI's taxonomy places the organism in Eukaryota, Viridiplantae, Streptophyta, Magnoliopsida, Poales, Poaceae. The transcript has 3 exons. The coding region runs from base 80 to 589 and encodes 169 amino acids. Gene Ontology annotation, biological process: translation. The record is from RefSeq and is a predicted model, not a curated record. Gene Ontology annotation, molecular function: structural constituent of ribosome; 5S rRNA binding. Gene Ontology annotation, cellular component: ribosome.